AUGAAAGAAGGUAAAGUAUGGAUAGAAGACAACCAGUUCAUUGCUCCAAUGGUUUCCAAUCAUAUGAGCACAUGGGCAAAACCAAUAGCUGUUGGAUCCUUCAGCCCACACAUGAGCGAGUUCCCAAGAAAACGAAAAGGAAAUGAUUUGGAUCUAUCCCAAGAAGCUCACAGCCAAACUGAAAAGCGGAGGAGAGAUAAAAUGAACAACCUGAUUGAAGAACUGUCUGCAAUGAUCCCCCAGUGCAAGCCCAUGGCACGGAAGCUGGACAAACUGACCGUUUUAAGAAUGGCCGUUCAGCACUUCAAGUCUCUAAAAGGUAUGACAAAUUCUUAUGCAGGAGAUAUUUAUCGACCUUCAUUUAUUCAGGAUAAUGAGCUCAGACACCUAGUCCUUAAGACUGCAGAAGGCUUCCUGUUUGUGGUUGGUUGUGAAAGAGGAAAAAUUCUCUUCGUUUCUAAGUCAGUCUCCAAAAUACUUAAUUAUGAUCAGGCUAGUUUGACUGGACAGAGCUUAUUUGACUUCUUACAUCCAAAAGAUGUUGCCAAAGUAAAGGAACAGCUGUCUUCUGACAUUUCACCAAGAGAGAAGUUAAUAGAUGCCAAAACGGGUUUGCAAGUUCACAGUAAUUUCCAUAGCAGAAGGACUCGCGUGUGCUCUGGCUCCAGACGGUCCUUUUUCUGUCGGAUAAAGAGCUGUAAAAUCUCGGUCAAAGAAGAGCACGACGGCUCGCCCGACGCAACGAAGAAAGAUCAUAGGAAAUUCUGCACUGUCCACUGCACGGGUUACUUGAGAAGCUGGCCUACAAGUAUUGUUGGAAUGGAAGAAGAAAGGGACAGUACGGAAGACAGCAGUUUCACCUGCCUUGUUGCCAUUGGGAGAUUAUAUCCAUGUACUGUCCCACAGAACAGUGGCGAGGUUCAAGUGAAACCAACGGAAUUUAUAGCCCGUUUUGCAGUGAAUGGGAAAUUUGUCUAUGUGGACCAAAGGGCAACAGCAAUUUUAGGAUAUCUGCCUCAGGAACUUCUGGGAACUUCUUGUUAUGAAUAUUUUCAUCAAGAUGACCGUAGUAAUUUGACUAACAAGCACAAAGCAGUUCUACAGAGUAAAGAGAAAAUAUUUACAGAUUCAUACAAAUUCAGAGCAAAAGAUGGCUCUUUUGUAACUUUAAAAAGCCAGUGGUUUAGUUUCACAAAUCCUUGGACCAAAGAACUGGAAUAUAUUGUGUCUGUCAACACUUUAGUUUUGGGACACAGCGAGACCGGAGGAGCUUCGUCACCUCCUUACAGCUCUCAGUCAUUGGAAGAGUCCUGUGUCGGUGUGCCUGGACUGUGCACCGGCACAGUGCUUGGUGCUGGCAGUAUCGGCACAGAUAUUGCAAAUGAAGCUCUGGACUUACAAAGGUUACAGUCUUCUUCAUCCUUUGGUGAUUCAAGUCCAACAGAUUUAAUGAAAGAUACUCACACUAUAAACUGCAGGAAUAUGUCAAAUAAGGAGUCGACUCCACUAAAUCCAUAUGAAAUAUGGGAGCUAGAAGCCACAAGGCAAAACCACAGCACUGUUGCUACCCCCAGUCACGAACCACUCCUAGGCGGUGGUGCCCAGCUGGAUUUUGAUGCCCUGUGUGACAAUGAUGACACAGCCAUAGCUGCCUUCAUGAAUUACUUAGAAGUAGAGGGGGGCCUGGGAGACCCCGAAGGCUUCAGCGACAUCCACUGGACCCUUUAGCAUUUGACUUUUAACUCCAAAAAUGAGAAAUGUUUUACAGUAUUUCCUUUACAAAAAACUAUAUGUUCUUCUGUACUGUAUUGAUACUCUUUUUAUCCUUUAUUCUUAUGAAGGUUCUACCAAUUUUUAUAGAUUUGCACCUACUUUCACAGGGGUCUGGGGAAAUGGGAUGUUUUUCUUCAAAUAGAACUGCUCAGAAUUUUCUACAGACCCCUUUACUCAGCGAACUGGUUUUAAACUCACUAGCUGCUAUUUUUUUUUUUUUUG
Messenger RNA from Eptesicus fuscus (big brown bat), 1995 nucleotides. RefSeq names its product basic helix-loop-helix ARNT like 2 (gene BMAL2). The transcript is spliced from 15 exons. Gene Ontology annotation, molecular function: RNA polymerase II cis-regulatory region sequence-specific DNA binding; protein dimerization activity; DNA-binding transcription factor activity, RNA polymerase II-specific. The coding region runs from base 1 to 1728 and encodes 575 amino acids. Gene Ontology annotation, biological process: regulation of transcription by RNA polymerase II. Gene Ontology annotation, cellular component: aryl hydrocarbon receptor complex; transcription regulator complex; cytoplasm. NCBI's taxonomy places the organism in Eukaryota, Metazoa, Chordata, Mammalia, Chiroptera, Vespertilionidae. The record is from RefSeq and is a predicted model, not a curated record.